AGCAGACGUUCCAAAUCGCGACAUUCCCAACCCAGGUUGUGCUGGUACCAUAAACGUUAUGGUGCCAAUGCCAAAAAGUGCACUCGACCUUGCACCUUCGAGGCUAACCAGGCGGGAAACGUGUGAGCCAGCACGUGACGGCGACUAACGUCGCUGGCGAGCCACUUCCAUGUCGCCUCUUCUUCGUCACUGAUCGACAUUCUGGGAUACGCUUCCUAGUUGACACUGGGGCAGAAGCUAGCGUCAUCCCACCUACGAAGGAAGAGCGUCUGCGGCCAAUGUCUCUGCAACUUCGUGCCGCCAACGGUUCGCCCAUCACAACCUAUGGUCGGAGAUUCCUCGAUCUCAACCUUGGAUUGCGUCGUCCCUUUCGUUGGGUUUUCAUAGUGGCAGAUGUGACCACCGGCAUUAUUGGUAUGGAUCUCUUGCAGCACUAUCAGCUGCUGGUAGAUGCUGGCAAGCAUAAGUUGAUAGAUUCUACCACAACACUCUCUGUUUCCGGUAUAGUCACAAAGACGCCGCCCCUCAGUCCCGUGUACUGCACGACGGACGCUUCUAGUCCCUACGCGUCUAUCAUUCAGUCCUUUCCGGAUGUCUUUAAGCCAAGUCGUUGUGUCCCUUGUGUGACUUCGAACGUUUCUCAUCACAUAACGACGACUGGCCCUCCAGUAUUUGCGAAACCACGGCGAUUAUCCCCGGAGAAACUGCGUGCUGUAAAAGCCGAGUUCGAACACAUGCUUGAAAUGGGAAUAAUCAGACCAUCCAACAGUCCAUGGUCUUCACCCUUGCAUGUGGUACCCAAGAACAAUGGCAUGGACUGGAGGCCUUGUGGUGACUACCGAAGGCUCAACGCUAAAACGAUUCCAGAUCGUUACCCAGUCCCUCACAUUCACGACUUGACUGCAUCUUUAAAAGGCUCGGUUAUCUUCAGUAAGCUUGACUUGACGCGUGCAUAUCAUCAGAUCCCGGUUCAUCCUGAUGAUGUUCCCAAGACAGCCGUCAUUACACCGUUUGGUCUUUUUGAGUUCCUCCGUAUGCCUUUUGGUCUUCGCAAUGCAGCACAAACCUUCCAACGUUUUAUUCACGAUGUUUUACGUGGACUCGAUUUCGCCUAUGCCUACCUAGACGAUAUACUAAUCGCUAGUCCAGACGAAGACACUCAUAUUAACCACUUGAAACAGGUUUUCGCCAGACUGUCAGAGCAUUCGAUGACAGUCAACCUGGCCAAAUGCCAAAUUGGCGUUCGUUCACUAAAAUUUUUGGGACACGUUAUCGACGAGCAAGGCAUUCGCCCACUACCUGAAAAGGUACAGGCGAUCCAAGACUUCCCAGUCCCAGCGUCAUUUAAAGCUCUGCGUGUGUUUCUGGGUAUGGUGAGCUAUUAUCGUCGCUUCAUUCCCCAAUGUGCACACAUUUUGACUGCACUGACCGACCUGCUGAAAAGUAAAUGUAAAACUUUCAGCUUGACUCCGGAGGCACUAGAAGCAUUUCGCAAGAUCAAAACCGCAAUAGCAGACGCCACGAUGCUGGUGCAUCAAGACGUAAACCUACCUCUCAGCAUUGCGGUUGACGCCUCUAACACGGCCAUUGGAGCUGUGUUGCAACAACUUUCGGAUCACACUUGGAUCCCAGUUGCAUUCUUCUCUCGGAAGUUAUCCACCUGCGAAAUGCGGUACAGCACUUUCGGCAGGGAACUGCUCGCCAUAUAUGCCUCAGUGAAACAUUUUCGUCAUUUUGUGGAAGGUCGUGACUUCAUCAUCUUUACCGACCAUAAACCUCUGACGUAUGCCUUACACACCACUACUGACAGAUAUUCACCGCGUGAAUUACGUCACCUAGAUUAUAUUUCGCAAUUCACGUCGGACAUCCGUCAUAUUUCUGGUGUGAAUAACCCUGUCGCGGACGCACUGUCUCGCGUUUGCACCACGACUUUGCCUCGAGCAGUCGACUUACGGAAGAUUGCCGAACUUCAGGAUUCAGACGAGGAGAUUGGAAAACUUCAACACUCAUCCUCUCUGAAGAUACAGCGUUACCGCUCCUGAACAGUGAAGUGUCAAUAUUGUGCGACACCUCCACAGGCACACCCAGACCCUUGCCGCCGGACUCCCUAACAGACUCGUUUAGUCGCGCGUAUCCUGAACCUUCUAAAAGAGCCACGUCUAGUAACACUGAUCCAGUAACCUCUACACGUGCUGGGAGGCGUGUACAUUGGCCCAAGCGAUACGCCGAGUUCGUUAAUUAGCCCCUGAGCAACUUCACACUUGGUGAAUUUGGAGUUUCAACUACUUUGUCGUGGCAUACACUUUCAAUGCGUUUUCAUACCUAAAGUUUUCAAAAGUCAUGUUUACUACUUUGCAAACAGUUUUUUUUUCAAAAAAAAAAAAGAAAAAUCAAAAAUACAAUUUAAAUUCCGAAAACUUUUUUUGGUUGGUUAUUAUUUUUUUUUCUGUACUACUCCCACUUCGAAUUGUUUGGUUUUCCUUUUCUUAGCACUCUAAUGUCCCAUUUCUUUCUUCUUGCAGAACCUAGAAAAUGCGUUGAAAAUUGGAUACAAUUGGCCGCUGACGAUGCUACUUGGAUCGUUCUUCGGUUCUCUUUGUACCAAUUUCCCCCUGUACACUCCCCGGUAGAUUAAGAAGCAAUAGGGAAAAGUAGACGGAGGCUUUGGGUCACCUUCCACCACUGCGAGAAGGGUUGCGUCUAGACGCAAAAAUAUCUUACCUCGUAGGUGUGCAUAGUUGCACUAGCUUCGGAGACCCACACGUCACCUACUCCAUCACCAAUAUGGAAAGGUGUUGCGUGUCCGCCUCGCAGUCGCCUCCUAGGAUCGAAGGUUGCCGGUAUCCCAACAACCUUCUAGGAGGGGGAUAACCUGUAGUGCACCUUCCUGGCACCAAAAUAUAACUAGGGCUAAAAUAAAUAGUUUAAAUUAAAUUAACUAAAUAAAUCUCUAGCUUGCCUCCGGAUGCUUAGGGUGUUUUAAGUUUUGUUUUAACGAGCAUGCAUCCGAGCAGGCUUGGACGCCAUUUUUGCGCUCCAUUGUGCUGAUCACCACGCACGUACUCCGAGUCCCUAGUUCAGCCUUACAAGCCAGAUAAGUUGAUUAAACUUUUCCCUCAUUCAUUAUUAUAACAUUUACCUUAAAUACAUAGCUCCUUU
Messenger RNA from Heterobilharzia americana, 3159 nucleotides. The record is from the annotation of a GenBank genome assembly. Lineage: Eukaryota; Metazoa; Platyhelminthes; Trematoda; Strigeidida; Schistosomatidae.